AUGUUCCGCGUGCCCUCGUCCAGCUCGCCUGGCACGCCAAUCGCCGCUUCAUCCUCAACUCUGCAAGCCUCAUCACCUCCCGCCAGUGAAGGGGAUAGCGACGGCAUGUGCUCGUCGCCGCAUCCCGCUUCUUCGAGUCCCUCCGUCUCUCGGCUCUCACGCGAGUCGCCUGUGUCGGAUUCCUGGUCAGACCCUAUCAACUCGGUCGAGAUGGGCCGUAGUCCAUCGCCGCCUCCGCGCUUGCGCCGUCGUCAAUCCUCUGAGCAAGAUGAGGUCCGCAAUAUCAUGGAGUUGUCCGAGGAGGAGGAUAACGAGGAACUGGGUGACGAACACUCUACUACCGAGGCCGAGGCAUACGAUUAUGAUCACGAUAACAUCGAGGACGUGAUGAACGUUCCCGGCAAGGUAGCUCCUCCUCAACGGCCCCUAGAUCUUCGCCGCGUCUCGCUGGGCGGACGGAAACCCACUCCAGAGGACAUUCAUCAGCUCGAGAUUCGCCGUGCCGAGUUAGAGCACGAGUUGCAGGAAGAGCGUGCUAAGCAUGAGCGUAUGAUGGCUGGAGUCUCGGACGACAAUGGACUGAUUGUGGACGGGGUUGACCACGACGGUGCGGUCCCUGCGGAGGAAUUGGAUUCCAUUUUGGACAGCGGGAAGGAUGGGUGGCUCACCGAGGGACAAGCCGCAGUCUCGUCAGACGAUGCCAUCACCGAGCCAUGCACCUCCCCUCCAACUAAUCUCCCUGUUCCCCCAUUUAACACCCCUACCAGCUCUAACGUCGUUACCACCCCGGGCGGAAAGCACAUACAGUUCGCCCUGCAAUCCACCGUCCACGACACGCCCUUCACCAAAACCCUCAACUACUUCAAGCAGUUCAAAGGAAAGGAGAACUCGCCUUCGAAAUCGCGCCGAAACGCCUCGCUCCCAGAGGAGAUUGCUGAGCUCGCGAAGGAGGCGCAAGAGGAGGAGGAGGGGAGUGAGGAUCUCGAGAUGUAUAGAGAGAUGGACCUCGCGCCUAUGGACCCGGUCGUUGAGACGAGUUCGGCUGGGGAUCUGAUUAUGCUGGGUACGCCGACGAAGCCUGUCGUUAAUGCACAUGAGAGCGAGGUACGCAGCUCUCUAGAUCGGAUGCUGGCGGCAAAAUCUCCGGCAGACGAAGAGGAAGAAAACGGAGAAGGGAAAGAGGACGCUGCGGGACACAGAUACAUCUCAAAUAUUUCAAGGGAGCAUUUCGAGGGCAACAAGUCACCCCCGACAAUUGCUUGCGGCCUUGGCUCGCCUGAGGACUUCAAGAACAUGAUUCCCCAGAUAUUCAACGGGCACCUGAAGUCUGAGCGCAACAACAAGUAUGAGCUACCGUCUUCGGCAACAGAUACUCAGGAAGGAGAGAGCGCCACUCAGUUCCUCAAAGCCGAGGCAGUGUCUGCAUUCACAAAUGAGGAGCGCAUUAAGAUGCAGGAGGAAAUUGAACACAUCGACGAGAGCUUGCGCAAGGGACAUUUACUCGGGAAGGACGACUUUGAGAGAAUUGCCGGACCUUGCGGACCUUCUUUCGGAGCUCCGCCGGCCAAGCCAACGCCCUCAGCAACGGGCGAGGAGGACGCGCGUAAGAAACAGCUCAUCUUAUACCAGGAGGACCCUGUCUUCAUCAAGGUUAUCGCGAUGCUUCCGGCGGCCAUGUUCUGGGCUGUCGCCCAGCCGCUUGCGAAGUACUCCGGCAAGGCUUUCGACAAGGUUGUGGAGAAGCUGACGGGGUUGUCGUUGCAAUAGGCUGGCGAGACUGGCCGACACGGUAGGAUAGAUGGCAGUUGGCGG
This is a messenger RNA of Trematosphaeria pertusa, 1812 nucleotides long. RefSeq lists its product as uncharacterized. The transcript has 4 exons. The record is from RefSeq and is a predicted model, not a curated record. The coding region runs from base 1 to 1767 and encodes 588 amino acids. Lineage: Eukaryota; Fungi; Ascomycota; Dothideomycetes; Pleosporales; Trematosphaeriaceae.